UGCCAGGAGUGGGCUCUGCCGUCGAGCCGGAGAGGGGCACAGCCAUCGGGCUGGGCUAAGGCACUGAAACAUCACCGGGACUGCAGAGAGAUGAAUUGCCCAGGCACCUCAGGGCUGUAGGAGACACAUCCCUGAUGGAAAACACAUCACCAGCUGGGAAAAUGCAGGGGGUAGUCCAGAAAGCCUCCAAAAUAUGUCGACAGACUCGUGUUCUGCUGUGGAAGAACAUCCUUCUGGUGUGGAGAGUGAAGACAAAAAGCUUCCAGGAGUGGAUCUCAUCGGCGAUUCUCCUCAUAAUAGUGCAGAUGUCAGCCAAUGUCAUACCUCACUUCCCAGAGCAUGACAUCCCCUACAGCUUCCUUGGAAGAUUGGAUGAUCCAGCCUUUAACUCCACUGGAGUCACGCUCAUAUACACACCUGUCACCAACACCACCAGGCAAAUAAUGAGCAAAGUGGCUUCAAGCUCUGCACUGAGAGACAUCAUAAUAGAAGGGGUGGAGAAUGAGACAAAAAUGGAAGCAAGAGGCUAUUUGGAGGAAGACAUCAUUGGUGUUGUUUUCAAGGAUGACUUCAGCUACUCCCUCAGAUUUCAGACCUAUGCUCUGAUGUACCUAAACGACGCCACGGAACACUUGGAUACCUGCUUCAGUUUUUCACCAGCUGCCUGCCAAAUUCCUGCCUACUGGUACAAAGGGUUCCUCUCAGUGCAGUCCAGCAUUGAUGCAGCAGUCAUAGAAGUCAAAACGAACCACUCUGUCUGGGAAGAGAUGAAGUCCUUCAGCGGCGUCCGUCUGAGCUCACCCUUGAUGAAACCUGUGUAUAAACUGGAUUACACCUGGUUUGUUGUUUAUGUUGUGCUCUGCUUCUCCCCAUACAUGUACUUCUUGUCAGGGAGGCUUGCAAGAGAGAAAAAGAAGCUCAAGGUAUUAAUGAAGACCAUGGGUCUGCACGACAUCGCCUUCUGGCUGUCCUGGAGCUUACCAUACACCAUUUACAUCUCAAUAACAUCAAGUCUGCUGACACUGAUCACCAUCACAGCAGUCCUCCAGGAUCACAGCUUCCUUGAAAUCUUCUGGUUUUAUUUCCUUUAUGGCAUAGCAUCUAUUCACUUCUGUUUUGUGCUCAACUCCUUGUUCAAGCACCCAACCAUUGCCAGUUUCUCAGCAAUAUUCCUUCACAUUGUCUUUGGGUUGCUGGGCUACCUGACCUUGUUUCAUGAGCUGCCAUCAUCUUUAGAGUGGAUUUUUAAGCUCUUCAGCCCCUUUGUCUUCACUGCUGGCUUCUCACAGGCAGUAAAGCUGGAGAUCCACAGACUGUCCUUCACACCAGGAUUCUACCCCUUCUUUCGCCUCUACGUCAUGCUGAGUCUUGACAGUGUCUUGUAUUUGCUGUUGGCCAUCUACUUUGAUAAAGUUUUGCCUGGCAAGUAUGGAGCACCAUAUCCUCCUCUCUUCUUCCUGAGGCCAUCGUACUGGUUCAAGCGCAGGGGUGGCUACCUGGGGAUGCAAGCUGGCAGAGAGAGCAGCCACGACCCUAUCUUCAGCAGUAACUCUGAGCCCAUGCCUCCAGGCUUUGAGGGCAAGGAAGCCAUCAGGCUGAACAAUAUUAGAAAGAUAUACAAGAAGAAGAACAAGAGAACUGAGGCUUUAAGUGGAUUGUCCUUGAGCAUAUAUGAAGGCCAGAUCACUGCACUGCUUGGUCACAGUGGAUCAGGGAAAACUUCCCUCUUGAAUGUGCUCAGUGGAUUCUCCAAGCCUUCAGCAGGUUCUGCAACGAUAUACAACUACAGAGUGUCUGAAAUAGAGGAUCUGGAAGGAAUUCAGGCAAUGGUUGGGGUCUGCCCCCAGUUUAAUUUGCACUUUGAAAUCCUAACGGUGAAGGAAAACCUGAGGACUUUUGCUCACAUCAAGGGGGUGCAGCAGAAAGAAGUAGAGCAAGAGGUGCAGAAAGUUCUCACACUGCUGGACCUCAGCAACCUUCAGGACGUUCGUGCUGAUGCUCUGAGCGGGGGACACAAAAGGAAACUGUCUCUUGGGAUUGCAAUUUUAGGGGAUCCCCAGGUGUUGCUUUUAGAUGAGCCUACAGCUGGCUUGGAUCCCCUCUCCAGGCACCACGUGUGGAGCCUUCUGAAGGAACGCCAGGCUGGACGUGUGACGCUCUUCACCACCCAGUCCAUGGAGGAGGCUGAUGUUCAUGCUGAUCGGAAAGCUUUCCUCUCCAAAGGGAGAUUGCAGUGUGUGGGCUCAUCUCUGUACUUGAAGAGGAAAUGGGGAGUUGGCUAUCACUUAAGAAUACAGGUAAACAACCUGUGUGAGCCUGAGCUUGCAACAUCCCUGGUCAAACAGUACAUCCCUGAUGCUGAGCUGAAAGGACAAAAGGAGGGUGAGCUGUGUUAUGUGCUACCUCUGGAGAACACUGAUAGCUUCCCAGAUCUCUUCAGCCAUCUCGAGAACAACCCUUUGCAAGGGGUUGUGCAUUAUGAGGUCAGCAGGACAACCCUGGGAGAUGUUUUCCUGAAGCUGGAAGGAGAAGAAGCCAUUGAUCAAGAUGGUGAGGGCAUUUCUCAUGCUGAACACACAGGAGAUGGAGACCUUGAGGAGGGGGCCCAAAGUCUCCCAGAGCUUUUGGAGCAGGAGAAGCAGAGAGUGACUGGGAUGGCUCUCUGGAGACAGCAGGUCUGUGCUGUGAUGAGAAUUCGCUUCUUCAAACUCAAGCAUGAAGGGAAGUUUCUGGGGUCCAUAUUGAUGUUCUUUGGAGUAUUUAUCCUUCCAACGCUGGUGACUUUCAUUGGACUUCAGCUGUGGGACAGCUCCACAGGCUGGGAAAUCACAGCCAGCUCCUACUUUGUUCCCACCAAAGAGAACAUUGGAAACAAGUCAACAAAUCUUCUCAUCCUCAAUGACACAGGGUCACCCAUAGACAAUUUCCUUGCUGCUUUGGAGGCUCAAAACAUAAUCCCAGAGAUAAGUCAUGAGAAAAACUUCACCAGCAUCCCACUCUAUAAUGGAGCCCUAAAGAUAGCCCUGGAAGGCAAGAGAUACCAAUUCACAGCCAUGUGCAGCGUAGAAACCAUCAACUGCUUCCCCCUGCUCGUGAAUAUCCUCAGCAACACCUUCCUAAGGCUCUUCAACUCCACCGCUCGCCUCCGCGUCUGGAGCGAACCCUUCAACAGUGCACAUAACCUAGAACCAAGAAUAAAGAGCAGUGUGUUUUACUUCUGUCUUAAGUACAUGCUGGUUUUGGCUCCUGGUUUGCCCUCUCAGUUUGCAGUGAGCAGCAUGGAGGAUUACAAGCUCCAGGCUCGUGCCCAGCUGCGGCUUGCAGGGCUCUUCCCCUCAGCAUACUGGUGUGGGCAAGCUCUGGUGGACGUCCCACUCUUUUGGACCCUGUUGUGCCUCAUGUUUGGGGUUGUGCUGCUCAUAAACCGCGUCUGCCCCUUGCAGGCCAUCGACCUGCUGACUGCGAUCAUUAGUGUCGCUGGUUAUGGAGCAUCUCUUGUCCUCCUCGUCUAUUUAAUUGCCUUUAUACGUCGCAGGGGACGAAGCAAUCGUUGCAUUUGGUCUUGCAUCUUCAUUGUGGUAAAUGCAAUUCUCUCUAUGGUCUUCAUCGACCAUGAAUCACUUUACUUCACCCUCUAUAUAUUGUUUCCUGGGUCUACACUGCUGGGCUGGUUGAGCUUCUCUACACUACAUUUCUUGAUACGUGAUGAGGAUGAGUCUCUUCGUCAGUCACGGAAUUACAUCUUCAUACCCAUGAUUGCACCAUACAUCCAUGGUGUGCUCUUUGCUUUUCUCCUGCGCUGUUUGGAAAUGAGAUAUGGAGAAGCAGUUUCCAGACUUGAUCCCAUCUUCAGGAUUCAGCAGAGGAAAGUGGUGACCUGCCAGAACAAGAACUACCCCAUGGAGGAGACCCCAGAAGUCCAGGCUGAGAGGGAGAGAGUGAGGAUAGCAAUGACCUCCCUGCAGCAGGAGGAGGAGCCAGUUAUCAUUGCUGACAGCUUGUGCAAGGAAUACAGAGACAAGACAGCCAGCUCCACUUUUAAGAAGAAGAAGAAAGUUGCUGUCCAAAACCUCUCUCUCAGUGUUAAAAAAGGAGAAAUAUUAGGCCUGUUGGGACCCAAUGGAGCUGGGAAAAGCACAACCAUAAAGAUGAUAUCUGGAGACAUAGCAGUGACUGCUGGGGAGGUGCUGCUCAAGGACUGCAACGCAGCUGCCUCCUCCCCAGGGCAGGGCACGCCAGGCAAUCUGGGCUGCUGCCCACAGCAGGACCAUCUCUGGCCAGACCUCACCGUGCAGCAGCAUCUGGAGGUGUAUGCUGCCAUCAGAGGCAUCAGGAGAGAAGAUGCAGCUGCUGCCAUCAGCCGCAUAGCAAAGGCCUUGGACCUCCAGAAGCAUUUCAAAACUCAAGCUAGGAGGUUAUCUGCUGGACAAGCCAGAGAGCUGUGUUUUGCACUGAGUGUCCUGGGAGAUCCCUUGGUGAUGCUCUGGGAUGAGCCAUCGGUGAGCGUGGACGUGAAGGGACAGCGCCGCAUGCGGAAGGUGAUGCAGACUGCCAUGAAGAGCAAGGAGCGAGCAGCUGUCCUUGUCACGCAGCACCCGGAGGAGGCUGUAGCCAUCUGUGACCGUGUGGCCAUCCUGGUGGCAGGGCAACUGAGGUAUAUUGGUACAGUUGAGGAUCUGAAAAGCAAGUUUGGGAGAAGUUACCACCUGGAAGUCAAAAUUCCAGACACCAGACAAAGUGAUGCUGUCCACGCUGAAAUUGUUCACCUCUUCCCCUCUGCAGCCUGGCAACAAAGGACUUCUUCAUUGCUUACCUACAAGAUCCCCAUGGAGCAUGUGCUACCUCUCUCCCAGGCUUUCUCCAAGCUAGAAACAGCUAAACAGAACUUCAGGCUUGAAGAUUACAGCUUGUCCUUGCAUACCCUGCAGCAGGUGUUCGUAGACCUCACCAGGGACCUGGAAGAGCACAACCUGGAUGUGGCAUCUGAUGGCACCAUGGAGCAGAGACCACUUCACCCCUGAGCUGCAAAGAGCCACAAAGGAAAAUGUUCAGCCUGUUUUCUCCAGCGUUGCUAUGAGUGAUUGAGUGCAGCUCCAGGGCCAUAGCACCUACUGCUCUGCAGGUUUUCUGUCUCACGAGGAAAAGAAGUACUAUUUUAUUAAAUAAAGCCUUUCUCUCUUGGCAAA
Messenger RNA from Pogoniulus pusillus (Red-fronted tinkerbird), 5186 nucleotides. RefSeq names its product ABC-type organic anion transporter ABCA8B-like. The transcript has 39 exons. Gene Ontology annotation, cellular component: membrane; intracellular membrane-bounded organelle. Gene Ontology annotation, biological process: lipid transport; transmembrane transport. The record is from RefSeq and is a predicted model, not a curated record. Gene Ontology annotation, molecular function: ATP binding; ATP hydrolysis activity; ABC-type transporter activity. Bases 135 to 5021 code for a protein of 1628 amino acids. Lineage: Eukaryota; Metazoa; Chordata; Aves; Piciformes; Lybiidae.